GGGUGAUGCCUUUUACUUGUCACCAUCCACCAAAUCCAAGACGGCCACAGAAAAGCAUCUAAUAGCUCAAGAUGCUUACCUUACCACUUUCUUUCCUUUCUCUACCGGACAAACAUGCAAAUGAAACUAUAGAAUUAUUUCAAAGAAUUGAAGAAGAAUGGCCUCUUCCCUUAUUCUCUCGAAUUCUUUCUCUUCUUUUCCUCGGCGUUUCACCAGUAACCCAACCCAACUUCUACUGGCCACUUCAAUUCCCACCUUCCAAAACCAAACCAAAUACUCAAUUUCUUCAAAGUUCUUGAGACCAAACCCAAAUUCUGUACCCUUCUCCAGUAGGAUAAUUCGGACUCAGACUUCCAUUAGAGAUGCAGAUACAAGUAGCAGCAGCUCCGUCUCGGAAGAGACGGUUGUGGGAGAGGACUCGGCGGCUUUCGAAUUGGGGAAACAGAAGAUGUCAUCUUGGAUAUAUUUCAGUGUUAUUCUGGGAGUUGCUUUAUAUGUGCUUGAUGUUGCUUGGAUUGAUAAUUCUACUGGUUUUGGAAAAUCCUUUAUCCAAUCUGUUUCCACUCUCUCAGAAAGUCAUGAAGCUGUAAUGUUGAUCCUGAUUUUCAUUUUUGCCACUGUUCACAGUGGCUUAGCUAGUCUACGAGAUAAAGGUGAGGAACUUAUUGGAGAACGAGCAUACCGUGUUUUGUUUGCAGGGGUUUCUCUUCCAUUGGCUAUGAGCACUGUCGUAUAUUUCAUUAAUCACAGAUAUGAUGGAGUGCAGUUAUGGCAGCUUCAAAGUGCUCCUGCAGUACAUCAACUUGUGUGGCUCUUUAAUUUUAUCUCUUUCUUUUUUCUCUAUCCUUCAACCUUUAAUCUACUUGAAGUAGCAGCUGUUGAUAAGCCUAAAAUGCAUCUUUGGGAAACUGGGAUAAUGAGAAUCACCAGGCACCCUCAGAUGGUUGGCCAGGUGAUUUGGUGCCUGGCUCAUACAAUUUGGAUUGGGAAUUCCGUAGCUGCUGUUGCAUCCAUUGGUUUAGUUGGACACCAUUUAUUUGGUGUGUGGAAUGGUGACCGGAGACUAGCGAAGCGAUAUGGUGAGGCUUUUGAAGUAGUAAGGAGGCGUACAAGUAUUGUUCCAUUUGCUGCUAUCCUUGAUGGUCGUCAAGAGUUGCCAAAAGAUUAUAUUAAGGAAUUCGUUCGGUUGCCAUAUUUUUCAAUAACUGCAUUGACUUUAGGUGCGUACUUUGCUCACCCACUGAUGCAGGCUGCCAGUUCCCGGCUUCAAUGGUAAGCAUCUUCUUCCAGAAUGAAUCAAAGGUGGUAUGAAACUGCAGCUGUUGUAUAAUAGAAACAUAUAUGAACUCUCCUCAAAAGGAAGAAAAUCCUUGUGCGUGUAUUGAAUGUGAUAAUUGCAUAACAUUAGAGCUAGAACACAUAGUGGAUGCAAAUAACAAAUUAUAUAUGCCUAAGUAGAGAUGCUAUGAGGCAUGUUCUGACUAGGGAAAGCUUAAAAGGUAUUGAAGGAGAUCACAAUUUUACGCGUUGAAA
Ricinus communis (castor bean) is the source of this 1533-nucleotide messenger RNA. RefSeq names its product 15-cis-zeta-carotene isomerase, chloroplastic. Gene Ontology annotation, molecular function: 9,15,9'-tri-cis-zeta-carotene isomerase activity. Bases 158 to 1276 code for a protein of 372 amino acids. Gene Ontology annotation, cellular component: chloroplast. The transcript has 4 exons. Gene Ontology annotation, biological process: carotene biosynthetic process. NCBI's taxonomy places the organism in Eukaryota, Viridiplantae, Streptophyta, Magnoliopsida, Malpighiales, Euphorbiaceae. The record is from RefSeq and is a predicted model, not a curated record.